Molecule: messenger RNA, 2968 nt
Organism: Ochlerotatus camptorhynchus
Lineage: Eukaryota; Metazoa; Arthropoda; Insecta; Diptera; Culicidae
Gene: IntS4
Product: integrator complex subunit 4
Exons: 3
Coding region: 67-2919 (950 amino acids)
Biological process (GO): snRNA processing
Cellular component (GO): integrator complex
Source: RefSeq, a predicted model, not a curated record
UUUCUAGUUCAGUUUGUUGUGCAGUAUUUACGUGAAUAUCCGGGAAUUAAUCAUAAAUAUCCCAAAAUGUCUCUCGCUAUGAAGAGACCACUUCCGGAACCGACGCAAACAAUCCAAGAACCGUCUCCGAUCGUUCCGCAGUUGCUCGGUUCAUCGAGCGGCAGCACCGCUUCCGCUCGUAUCUACAAACGUAUCCGCCUAACGGCCCGAAAGAUCAGCGGGACGACCACUUCGAUUCUCGCGUACGUGAACCUGCUGGAAGAUACGACCAACAGCAACGAUGCCCUGCAAGUGCUGAUCAAGAUUUCCGAAGCGAUGCAGUUCGAGGAGAGCGAAUUCCCGGAGGCAGUUCGCAAUCUGGUGGAGCAUUUCCGGAGGGAGCCGGAAUCGGCAGUGAGAGUGAAGAUUCUAUCGCUGUUUGGAGAUUUGGCGACCGAAACCGGAAUCGAUUGUCCGCAGUUGGUGGAUGAGGUGAUUGGACUGCUGAAGGGAGAAACCUCGGCGAAAGUGUUUUCACAGGGAUUACAGGCUUUGGAGAGGAUCGGGAAAGCUUGCACCCCGACGGUGGCGAACGUGAACAAGAUGGUGUUCUUUGCGAAGAGUAAGCUUUUCUCGCCGAGCCAUAACGUUCAGAGACAUGCGAUUCUGCUGCUGGGAGAAUUCGUGCUGGUUUCCGAUGCCGAGAAGGAAAGCUUGGAGUUGAUUGGGAAGUAUACAGAUUCACCAGAUGCGAGGGUAAGGGCGCAGGCUUUCCGGUCGAUGUUGACGCUGGGAGAGAGAGGAGUUGUUCUGCCGCCAUCGCUUUAUGCGAGAGUUUGCAGUGCUUUGACGGAUGAUUACGAAUGCGUUCGACGGGAAGCGCUGCAAAUGGUGUAUCAGCUGGGGGUGAGGCAUCCGGAGCAGGGUAUAAAUAUUCCGGAGUCGGACCAGGAGAUUCGAUUGAUUGAUGAUGCUUUUGGGAAGGUUUGCAGUGCGAUUUGUGAUUUAUCGAUGAAUAUACGGACACAGGCGGCUGAUCUGCUGGGAGGGAUGACGAUGGUUAACGAUGAGUUCCUACAUCAGACGUUGGACAAAAAGUUGAUGAGCAAUAUGCGAAGGAAGAAGAGCUUACACGAGAGGAAUGCGGAUAACUUCACCAGUGGGGAGUGGUCCAGCGGCAAGAAGUGGGCAGAUGACGCUCCUAAAGAGCUGGUUAAUGCAGAUUCGGUAUCGCUGAUGGCGUCUGGAGCUUGUGGGGCGUUGGUGCAGGGAUUGGAGGACGAGUUCUUGGAAGUACGGACGGCUUCGGUGAACUCAAUGUGCAAGUUAGCUUUGAAGAAUCCUCCGUUUGCGGUGACCUCGCUGGAUUUCCUGGUGGACAUGUUCAAUGACGAAAUCGAAGAGGUUCGACUGAGGGCAAUCUACAGUUUGACAGCCAUUUCAAAGCAUAUCAUUCUGCGAGAGGAUCAACUGGAGACAAUGCUGAGUUCCUUGGAGGAUUAUUCGGUGGAAGUUCGUGAAGGACUUCACCUGAUGUUGGGAGCUUGCAAGGUGUCCACCAAGGCGUGUAUGUCUUUGGUGGUUCAAAAAGUACUGGAUGUGCUUCUUAAAUAUCCUGAAGAUCGACUGUCCACCUUUGGAUGUAUGCAACGCGUUGGUCAAAAACAUCCGGAAAUCUGUAUGUCACUCACCCCCCAGCUACUGCAGGAUCAUCCCUUCUUCGACAGUGCCGAGCGUGAUGUCGAAGAUCCUUCGUACAUCUGCAUCCUGAUAAUGCUUUUCAAUGCAGCUCAACAUCUCCCUCCGAUGCUUAGUCUUUUCCCCGAAACGAUAGUCAAGCACUAUGCCUACCUUCGAGACACGAUGCCGAAUUUCGUUCCCCACCUCAAUGUCGGAGGCCAAUCGACUGAACUCGCCUUAACCGGAUCCACUGGAUCCAGGCAGUUUUUGGAAACGCUCCUCAACAACAUUCAACUGGCCUAUUCCGCUCCACAAGCUCGCCAAGCCUUGCUCAAGACAGCCCAAGAAAAUCUUGACCGGCUGGCAGAAAUCGAUCCAUCCUUUUCCGGAACAGCUAACUUCACGGCAGUGUUCCUCGGCACGCAGCUUAUGAUGGAACAGCUCCAGGUCGCUACCACCGGUCAACCCACGAAGGCUCCCCUCAAAGACUGUCUCGGUCAAUUGAUUCGCAAAUGUCUCAAACUGCAAAACCUCUUCUCCAGUCUAACCCUGGAAGAUGAACUCCUGGUGAAGCAGAUGUGUCUCCGAGCCAGCGCCCUCAAUUUGGUCCUGGUGGUAAAAGAUCGCUCCCAGAGUGCUCUCGCACCGUGUCAGCUUCUUCUCCACAUUGCAGCCGAUGCCAGCAACUUUCUGCAAGAGAACAGUUCCCUGUCGGCAGAUUCCUUCACCAGCGCCAUUCUGACGAAACUGGCUUCGAUUGGUGAUCCCCGACCGGGACGGGUGUUUCGUGAAAUUUUACCCGUAGUACAAGCUGCCGCUCCCGUUGUUAUUCCAAGAAUCAACACUAAUAUCAAAAUGUGCAAAGCCCGCAUCCUGGAACCGUCGGAAUCAUCUUUCAACUCGGACAACGUCAUCAAAGUGACGGCCGGGCUGAUUGCUGCCGUGCCGCUGGUGGCCGAGUUGGAAAACCUACAGGAAAGCCAACGACAAGAUCUCCGACUCAAGAUCAAGUAUCCCGACCAGAAUGUUCACGUGAUCGUUCCGAGGAAGAAGGACCUCAAGAAGAUUAUGACCGAACAGGGUGAAAGCCAGUCGCAUUGGCGCCUGCGGACAACGGUGCUGCUGUCGCAUGGCGUAUGGACCGAGGCAUCGCCGGUGGACAUUAGCAUUUGCCUGUCGGUACGGCCCGGUAGUGAGUUGGAACUGUGCAAGCCGGUUAAGGUGCACUUCGCUCCGAAACCGGUCAAGAGGGGUAUUUAAGGGACAGAGUGCUUAGGUAAGUCGUACACAAAUAUAUUAUAAUUCAAUA